UUAUCGAAAAACAAUUAAGACGACAACAACAACAACAAAAAUCUGCUUCACUGGCGAAUCUUUAUUUAUAUCUUUAAUAUUGAAGCAGUUGUGAAUAUCGCAUUAUUUUAGAUUACCUCUUAACUUACUACAAAAGCCUUCACUUCUGAUUGUGACAGAGUUAUAGAUACCACUGAAGCCAAAAUAUGAUUUUGGUACAGGAGUACUAGUGAUAACAAUUUUGUCUGAAGAAGUUUAACAAGUAAAGAGAAUGGCAGCACCAGAUUAUGAUGUAAUCAAAGAUAUACCAGGCUACAAGGUUAUACUGAAGGCAGUGAUCAAGAGUCAGAUUCAACAGUUGGUUGAGCAACUAGCCUCCACUACUGAUGAGGAGUCAGUGAUUCUCACAGCAAGUGUUGCUGACGGUACACUCAGUCACCUUGGCUCUGUGUCCGGUAAAGGUUUCCUUGAAGAUCAUGAAGAUAUCAAAUCACAGUUUCUUGGUUUCUGUCUUAAGAGUCACCAAAAAAGAAAAGAAGCAGAGAAAGAACGUAGAGCAGCUGAAUUAUUCCAGCAGUGUAUGCAGACCAGUCCAGGCAAGUAUGGAGGCACGCCUGGCCCUUACACAGCCGUAUCAGCCAGAUUUCCUUCACACAGAGGUCGGGGUUCCGUUCAUCCAGUAGGGAUUCAUAAAGCAUCACCUGGCAGUCUGAUCAGGUCUCCUGGUGUAAGACACGAGCCUUACACAGUUUCUCACUCACCAAGGAGAGCCCCUUUAAACUUUGACUCUGGUAGAAAUCUUGCUUCAGGACCAGGUUCAAGCCCUGUUAGGGUAGAUAAUAAACUUGAUGGACAGGUGAUAAAAAUAGAACCAGGAAGUGAUAAUGAAGCCUCAAAUCAAAGUGAAAAUGGUGCUAUAAAUCACAGUAAACUUGAAAGUUUGAACCAGUCACAAUCAGGAGAGAUAAGCGUUCAGUCUGAUAGUAGAUCUCAGUCAGGUGAAAAGGAUGAUGAUGCCCAGUUAGAAUCCGCCAAUACUACCAUUCCAAAUGAAUCUCUAGCAGAAGGACUUAGUUUAGAUUCAGACUUGUCAAAUGUGAUAUCAGGACCUAGUUACAUACAGGGUGGUGAAAGUGGUGAAAUGGACCCAAAUGUUUCUGUUAAAAUAGAGGCAUUAACUGAAAGUGAGAUGGAGCUUGAAAUUACGGGCGUAGAGCCUGGUAGACCUGUUGUACCCCAGGAUAACUGGGACCCUAAUGUUUCUAUGGGGAUGAAUUUUGACCCCUCUCAAGGUGCUGUUGGGAAUCAGGAUGUUGUCACAGCUCAAGGAUACAAUAUAGAUUUGAGUGGGGCAUUAAACUCGGUACUGGCUAUAGACCAGAGUGAAAGUACAUACUACAAUGAAGAAGGAAAACUAACAGACGCCCAGGCUCUUCAGAACUUUCCAGAAUUUUAUUCUACAUGUAAAUUCGAUGGAUCAGUUGUGCACGUUUGUAAAGUCAAAGAUUGCAGAAAAGCAUUCAAAUGUCGUAGAGCAAUGAUGCGGCAUAUUAGAACGCAUACUAAAGAAAAACCAUUCAGCUGUAGAUAUUGUAACUACAGGUGCUCAAGGAAAGAUAACCUAAAAGUGCAUGAAUUGAAACAUAGUUUAGUCCCUUGAAAAUUACAGAAUUACAAGAAUAAGAAAAAAAAAAUGGAAAAGUGUAAUAUUAUUUAUGUCAAAUUUAUUUGAUAUUGACUUAACCUUUAAAGCUCUUGCUUACAUUCAUGGAUACAUUUUUCAUUUCCAUCAAGUUUUGCAGAGAAUGUAUAAUUAUGACACUGAAAAUAGAUAUUAUAAGACUUAUAUAACACUAAGUGAUUGGUAAAAAAGCAGGAAGAAUGCGAAUUUUCUUCAUUGUUUUCAAGCAUUUCAGAGGUUACUGGUAAAAAAGCAGGAAGAAUGUGAAUUUUCUCCAUUGUUUCAAAAGCAUUGUAGAGGUUAUUGGUAAAAAGCAGAAAGAAUGUGAAUUUUCUCCAUUGUUUUCAAGCAUUGCAGAGGUUAUUGAUAAAAAAUCAGGAAGAAUGAGAAUUUUCUCCAUUGUUUUCAAGCAUUGCAGAGGUUAUUGGUAAAAAAGCAGGAAGAAUGCGAAUUUUCUCCAUUGUUUUCAAGCAUCGCAGAGGUUAUUGGUAAAAAAGCAGGAAGAAUGUGAAUUUUCUCCAUUGUUUCAAAAGCAUUGUAGAGGUUAUUGGUAAAAAUUCAGGAAGAAUGUGAAUUUUCUCCAUUGUUUUCAAGCAUUGCAGAGGUUAUUGGUAAAAAAAGCAGGAAGAAUGUGAAUUUUCUCCUUUGUUUUCAAGCAUUGCAGAGGUUAUUGGUAAAAAAGCAGAAAUAAUGUAAAUUUUCUCCAUUGUUUUCAAGCAUUGCAGAGGUUAUUGGUAAAAAUGCAGGAAGAAUGUGAAUUUUCUCUACUGUUUUCAAGCAUUGCAGAGGUUAGUGGUAAAAAAUCAGGAAGAAUGAGAAUUUUCUCCUUUGUUUCAAAAGCAUUGUAGAGGUUAUUGGUAAAAAAUCAGGAAGAAUGUGAAUUUUCUCCAUUGUUUUCAAGCAUUGCAGAGGUUAUUGGUAAAAAAGCAGGAAGAAUGCGAAUUUUCUCUAUUGUUUUCAAGCAUUGCAGAGGUUAUUGAUAAAAAAGCAGAAAGAAUGCGAAUUUUCUCCAUUGUUUUCAAGCAUUGCAGAGGUUAUUGGUAAAAAAGCAGAAAGAAUGCAAAUUUUCUCCAUUGUUUUCAAGCAUUGCAGAGUUUAUUGGUAAAAAAACAGGAAGAAUGUCAAUUUUCUCCAUUGUUUUCAAGCAUUGCAGAGGUUAUUGGUAAAAAAGCAGGAAGAAUGUGAAUUUUCUCCAUUGUUUUCAAGCAUUGCAGAGGUAAUUGGUAAAAAAGCAGGAAGAAUGCGAAUGUUUCCAAGCUUUGCAGAGGUUAUUGGUAAAAAAACAGGAAGAAUGAGAAUUUUCUCAAUUGAUUUCAAGCAUUGCAGAGGUUAUUGGUAAAAAGCAGAAAGAUUAAUGCAAAUUUUCUCCAUUAUUUUCAAGCAUUGCAGAGGUUAUUGGUAAAAAAACAGGAAGAAUGCGAAUUUUCUCCAUUGUUUUCAAGCAUUGCAGAGGUUAUUGGUAAAAAAGCAGGAAGAAUGUGAAUUUUCUCAAUUGUUUUCAAGCAUCACAGAGGUUAUUGGUAAAAAAGCAGGAAGAAUGUGAAUUUUCUCCAUUGUUUCAAAAGCAUUGUAGAGGUUAUUGGUAAAAAAGCAGGAAGAAUGUGAAUUUUCUCCAUUGUUUUCAAGCAUUGCAGAGGUUAUUGGUAAAAAAAGCAGGAAGAAUGUGAAUUUUCUCCAUUGUUUUCAAGCAUUGCAGAGGUUAUUGGUAAAAAAGCAGAAAGAAUGUAAAUUUUCUCCAUUGUUUUCAAGCAUUGCAGAGGUUAUUGGUAAAAAAUCAGGAAGAAUGUGAAUUUUCUCCAUUGUUUUCAAGCAUUGCAGAGGUUAUUGGUAAAAAAAGCAGGAAGAAUGCGAAUUUUCUCUAUUGUUUUCAAGCAUUGCAGAGGUUAUUGGUAAAAAAUCAGGAAGAAUGUGAAUUUUCUCCAUUGUUUUCAAGCAUUGCAGAGGUUAUUGGUAAAAAAGCAGAAAGAAUGCAAAUUUUCUCCAUUGUUUCAAAAGAAUUGUAGAGGUUAUUGCUAAAAAUGCAGGAAGAAUGUGAAUUUUCUCUAUUGUUUUCAAGCAUUGCAGAGGUUAUUGGUAAAAAAGCAGGAAGAAUGAGAAUUUUCUCCUUUGUUUCAAAAGCAUUGUAGAGGUUUACAACCUUUUUCACAACAUUUUUGUGAGUGACCAGUGGUACAAACUGAUUGACAUACAAUUUUGCAAGAUAGUCAAAUAAACUAUCAAAAAUAUUGUGCAAAAGGUUGUAUAUGUUUUAUGGAUUACUGAGAGAAAACAUUGCCUUAAAAAUGUGUUAAUAAGUUGCUUUAAAACUUGAAGGAACCAGAAUGGUUAUAUCAGAAGUUCAGUUUUCAGGAAAGCCAAGAAUUCAGGAAUAUAACAUUGAUUUUAGAGACCAGUCUGUUUAAUUUAAAAGGGACAAAUGAGAUGUUCGGUCUUAGGUUAUGAAACUGUUUGAAAACCUGUAGUAAUUCAAAUCAAAUGCUUCUUUCCCGGAAAUUGGGAAAUAAUUGUUCUGACUUAUAGUUUUGGGAAAUUAGAGGAUGAUUAUGAGCAGGAUGAUAAUUUUUAAAAAUUAGUAACUUAAUAAAAACGUUACAUUAACAAGUAUCGUGAAAUAUUGGUGGGGUACUAAUUUUCAUGGAUUUUUUGCUUGUGCCUAGCCAUUAAAUGAAAUUCCUAGGAACAUGUUAUAUUUCCAUUCAUUUUAUGUUCAAAAACAUGACAUCCACACAUUCAUAUCCCCAUAAAACAGAUGGUUAAAUCUUGUGAGGAAGCAAUGUGCCAAUUUUUGAUUCAGAAGUAGUUGAAUAUUGGUACUAGUUAUCAAAGAUAAAUAAAAGCCCUGCACCCUUACCACUGGUUAAUUUAAAAUAUGUUCUGAGAUACCUUUUAAAUGCUUGAGAUAAGGGAUUAGUCUCCAAACU
This is a messenger RNA of Mercenaria mercenaria, 4581 nucleotides long. RefSeq names its product transcription factor Ken-like. Gene Ontology annotation, molecular function: RNA polymerase II cis-regulatory region sequence-specific DNA binding; DNA-binding transcription activator activity, RNA polymerase II-specific. Gene Ontology annotation, biological process: regulation of transcription by RNA polymerase II. The transcript is spliced from 5 exons. Gene Ontology annotation, cellular component: nucleus. Bases 251 to 1639 code for a protein of 462 amino acids. The record is from RefSeq and is a predicted model, not a curated record. NCBI's taxonomy places the organism in Eukaryota, Metazoa, Mollusca, Bivalvia, Venerida, Veneridae.